ACAGAAGAGCGAGCGUUGACCCGACGAUGCAUGAAGAAGAGUGCAGUGAACUUUCCUGUCUGGACGGCCUGCUCCGAACCGAACCUGGCACACGACUGCGCUGGAAGAAAAAAAGAGAAGAGAGCAACGCGGGAGAAAAUCUGUGAAAUGUUCGGUUCAGAUUUUCUUCUUUCGACGGAGAGUUAAAGAAAUUGAAGAAAGACAUUUUACAGCCCUUCCCUCCCCAACUUCCUGCCCCUCUCUGAAACCCCCCUCCAGCCAUGACUGAGGUCACUGUCGUCAGAGAGGGCUGGCUCCACAAGAGAGGUGAAUAUAUUAAAACAUGGAGGCCACGGUAUUUUAUCUUGAAGAGCGACGGUUCCUUUAUUGGUUACAAAGAGAAGCCGGAUCUUGGGGACUCGACUUCCCCCCCGCUCAACAACUUUUCAGUGGCAGAGUGUCAAUUAAUGAAGACUGAAAGACCCCGACCCAACACCUUUGUUAUCCGUUGCUUACAAUGGACCACCGUCAUUGAACGAACCUUUCAUGUGGAAACCAACGAGGAGAGGGAGGAGUGGAUGCGGGCCAUUCAGUCCGUGACAAAUGGCCUAAAGAUGCAGGAGCAGGAGGAGGAGGAGCCUAUGGACGUGUUCAGCUCCCCCUGUGAAAGCAGCCUGGAGGAGAUGGAAGUGAUGAUGUCCAAGAGCCGCAACAAAGUGACAAUGAAUGACUUUGAGUACCUGAAGCUUCUUGGCAAAGGCACGUUUGGAAAGGUGAUUCUGGUCAAAGAGAAGUCCACUGGAGUUCAUUAUGCCAUGAAAAUAUUACGUAAAAUGGUUAUAAUAGCUAAGGAUGAGGUGGCCCACACGGUUACAGAGAGCAGAGUGCUACAGAACACCAGACACCCUUUUCUCACGACACUGAAAUAUGCCUUCCAAACCAACGACCGACUCUGUUUUGUAAUGGAAUAUGCCAACGGAGGCGAGCUUUUCUUCCAUCUAUCGAGGGAUCGAGUCUUCACAGAGGACCGCGCACGCUUCUAUGGUGCAGAGAUCGUGUCGGCGCUCGAGUACCUCCAUUCACGAGAUGUUGUCUAUCGCGAUCUUAAGCUUGAAAAUCUGAUGUUGGACAAAGAUGGACACAUGAAAAUCACAGACUUCGGUCUUUGUAAAGAAGGUAUUACUCCCGAUGCCACCAUGAAAACCUUCUGUGGGACUCCAGAGUAUCUCGCACCUGAGGUCCUGGAAGACAAUGACUAUGGGCGCGCUGUGGACUGGUGGGGUCUCGGUGUGGUCAUGUAUGAGAUGAUGUGCGGCCGCCUGCCGUUUUAUAACCAGGACCACGAGCGUUUGUUUGAGCUCAUUCUCAUGGAGGAGAUCCGCUUCCCCAGAAACCUUUCCCCUGAGGCCAAAUCCCUGCUGGCUGGUCUGCUCAAGAAAGACCCCAAACAGAGAUUAGGUGGAGGUCCCAAUGAUGCCAAAGAAGUUAUGAACCAUCGAUUUUUUAUUAACAUCGUCUGGCAAGAUGUGGUCCAAAAGAAGUUGAUCCCACCCUUCAAACCACAGGUCACAUCUGAGACGGACACGAGAUACUUUGACGAGGAGUUCACCGCUCAGACCAUCACUCUCACUCCUCCAGACAAAUAUCACCCUCUAGACUGCAACGAUCCCAUCCAGGAAGCACAUUUCCCCCAAUUCUCCUAUUCUGCCAGCAUACGAGAGUGAACCGCCCCUGUUCUCGCCAAACACUCAUGCGACAUGCAGACCAUAGCCACAUUUUUGCACAGCCAUAAAACAAUCGGUGUCUCUGGUGAUUUGAGGUUUGGGGUUCAGGGACGAUGUGCCUUUUACCCACAUUUUUCCAUAACGCAUCCAUACGGACUCACUUCCGGUCAGGCAAAACGCUGUUUGUGAUCCAAUCAGGUGGUCCGUAAGUACCUGCUGCUGCAUAUCCCAGGUUUUAUAUGCUGCGAGAAGCUGAUGCCUCUAUCAUGGGAUCUGCAUGUGGAUCAUGUGUAGAGCGGGCUGCCAGCUGAGAACCAUGAUGGAGGAGGCAGCCUCUGACAUUUUUUCUGUGUGUUUAAGAAUUUUUUUUUUUUGUAAACGGGCAUCAGACUGAAUGUUGCAGUUUCAGAGCGCAUCAGGAAUAACAAAGUAUUGAUGUUUUUCUAAGGAAUACUGUAAUCUGACACUGCUCUCACAAGCUGCAUGAAUGAAAACGACAAUCUUCAAACUGCGGUCUGUGGGGAGACGCUCAUUCACAGCAAGGACUUUCUGAAUGUAGUUCACACUACACUUGUUUUUAUUUUUAUAUCCCAAAUUUCAAGCAACACAUGUAAGAUAUUAAA
This is a messenger RNA of Oryzias melastigma (Indian medaka), 2326 nucleotides long. Its product is annotated as RAC-beta serine/threonine-protein kinase. Gene Ontology annotation, molecular function: protein serine/threonine kinase activity; ATP binding. The coding region runs from base 261 to 1703 and encodes 480 amino acids. The record is from RefSeq and is a predicted model, not a curated record. The transcript has 14 exons. NCBI's taxonomy places the organism in Eukaryota, Metazoa, Chordata, Actinopteri, Beloniformes, Adrianichthyidae. Gene Ontology annotation, biological process: protein phosphorylation.